Messenger RNA from Kwoniella botswanensis, 543 nucleotides. RefSeq lists its product as uncharacterized. The record is from RefSeq and is a predicted model, not a curated record. Gene Ontology annotation, molecular function: peptidyl-prolyl cis-trans isomerase activity; protein binding. NCBI's taxonomy places the organism in Eukaryota, Fungi, Basidiomycota, Tremellomycetes, Tremellales, Cryptococcaceae. The transcript is spliced from 3 exons. Gene Ontology annotation, cellular component: cytosol; nucleus. The coding region runs from base 1 to 543 and encodes 180 amino acids.
AUGUCAUCAUCAGGCUGGGAAGUACGAUUUUCCAACUCUCGACAGAUCCCCUACUUCUAUCAUGCCGAGAAAGGUCUUUCAACUUGGGAACCACCCACUGAGAUCAGUCAAGAACAAUUACAUCAACUUCCCGGUGCGUCCAAAUACCUCAAGGCUCAAGGUGCUUCUGGUCCCGCGUCGGGAGGGAAGGAUGGUCAGGUUAGAGCAAGUCAUAUUUUGGCGAAACAUUCUGGAAGUAGACGACCUAGUUCAUGGAGGAAGGAAAACAUCACGAUUACACGUGAAGAAGCUCAAAAGAUCAUCGAACAACAUAUAAACACACUUAAAUCCUUACCACCUUCUGAGGUACCCCAGGAAUUCGCAAAGAUCGCUUCGACAGAGAGCGACUGUUCGUCAGCUAGGAAGGGAGGUGAUUUAGGUUGGUUUGGUAGAGGUCAGAUGCAAAAGCCUUUUGAGGACGCAACAUUCGGUCUUGAAGUUGGUCAACUUAGUGAUAUUAUCUAUACCGAUUCUGGUGUACAUGUCAUCCUUAGAACUGGUUAG